Lobosporangium transversale is the source of this 2226-nucleotide messenger RNA. RefSeq lists its product as hypothetical. The transcript has 3 exons. Lineage: Eukaryota; Fungi; Mortierellomycota; Mortierellomycetes; Mortierellales; Mortierellaceae. The record is from RefSeq and is a predicted model, not a curated record. Bases 1 to 2226 code for a protein of 741 amino acids.
AUGAGUAGCCAGUCUACUGAUCUCAACCCCGCCACUCAAACCCUCAUCACUACAUUUACUACAACAGUAAAGGGUGCUACAUCAUCUAUUAUAGCAGCAGCAACAACAACGGCAACAACAGCAACAACAACAGAGUCAGCAACGUUAGUAAAACAGAACUUGCUAUGUGACUGGACCAGGACAGCAGCAAACUGUAGAGAUGCAGAAUUUAUCCGAUAUAUGCUUUGGGCAUCAUGUGCGAUGCACAUCGCUGUAGGGUUUUUUGGCGUUUGGCUACUGAUAUACCGUAACCGUGGAUUCAACCGUAAGAUCGUCACAGACUUGUUCCUUCCAGUCGGGACAGGGAUUCGACCAAAGCCUAUGGACUGCCUCAUUUUCUUCAUGACAAUAUCUUGUCCCGUCAAAGUGGCUGGAAAUUUACUUUUAAUCUUUGAUGUCCUUCAAGAUGCCUACUGGCUUCGAAUAGCUGUUGAGCAACUAUAUUGGGUGUUUAUUGCAAUAGCAUUUUCGGCUUAUUUCGUAGGGCUACUGUAUGCUAUGCCUAUCACCACGCGCCAGGGAAUAUUUGCUGUAUACCAGCCCGAGGUGGCAUAUGGCGCCCGCGCGCUUCGACCUAUUCAUGUCUUGACACCUUCAACUGUACAAAAAAACAUCCUUCUUAUUAUGGGAGCUGUCUAUCCAUCGCUCUUUGGCGCUGGAAUAGGGAUUGCAUCUGGCGCUCUUCGCGACCAAGGAAAUGAGGAAGCAUCCCAUACUUUGCUCCUUAUCCAAUAUGCAAAUUGGUCCUUAAUUCUUUAUAUCAUGGCGUUCAUGUUCUUUUACUAUGGCCUCAAAUACACAUUUAUACUCAGAGCCAAUAUUAUCAUUGCGGAGAAAGCGCUCAAGGCACCACGAGCUGCAUUCGGUAUCGGAAACAUUAGAUCUCGUUCACCGGCGCGUUUCUUGUUUAUACAGCUUCAGAUUACUGGCUUUGGCGGAUGUGCUGUCACUGUCUUGGCGGGAACAUUGUGUCUAUUCUGGGUACUGUUCCAAGACAAAAUCCUGGAGAUGGAAAACGACCAACUGCCACAUACAAUUGCAUUCUUCUGGACAUGUGCAAUGGCUGUAACUUAUCUCGUUGCCAUGUCAUUGGUCACAGUUCAGUCGAUAAGAACGCGGAGGAGAGGAAUGCAGGAACCCUCCUCGAACGUGUCGAACCCAUCGAAUUCCCGGAAUGGGCCAUCAUCACGUCAAGGAAGUGGUGGCAGUGAACCCACAGUCCAGAGUAGUGGUACAGGGGGAGGGAGGGCAGGCAGCUUGAAGAAGGAGCGCCUAGACCAAAACUUUACAAGUAAAGGGUCAAUGAAAUCCGACUCUGAAGCUUGCCUAACAUAUGGUGACUCUGAGGACGCGAAUGCACAUCAUCCAAAUAUGGGAUUCGAUAGAUACCCAGUGGAGAGUUUUGAUUUAGAAGGAGCAGCUGCUACGGCAAUCGAGAGCGAUCGCGAUUCUUAUAGAGCCCCAUCCUUGACUCCACCGCCACGACAUUUGUCUAUAAACACCAACAGCGCUAAUGGUAAUGAUCCCGCCUCAAAGACAUAUAUUAUAAACAUAGGUCCAGCCCCUAGCCAGAUUCGUGAAUCCGUUUUUGGUGGCAGAACACCGCGUGAAGAGACCUCGACAUCUUCACUCUCUCCACCUCUGUCGCCGACAUCUGGAGGGUUCAAUAUCCCGUCAUUUCCAUUAGCAAUAAUACGUCCCAAAUCUAGGAACAGCACCCAUCCUCGUCCUUCAAUUAGCUCAGUUACAUCUAGUGGAAGCCCAUCACACCACACGACCUCUACCACGACAUUAGGAAGCUCGAAUCGCUUGUCAAGGAAUUCAUCCUUCAAGAAUAGCGGGCCUGUGUCGGUGAAUCCUCCGAAGAGCCCUACUCAUCAAGGGAUUCGUAGACCAUCCAACAUAGAGCAGCAGCCACAUACGCCAACGUCUCCCGCCCCUGUGUACGCUCCUCGCGAGCAGCACUCAAGGAUUGAGAGACGGUUCAGCAACACGAUACGAGAGCAAUCGAGUUCAGAUAUCCAUCCGAUAGCAAGUACUUCUGCACCGUCUUCUCCAUCAAGAGGUGGAGGGGGCGGGUAUCGAAGCCAUGAAAUUGGAUUAGAAUCAAUCCAGAGCUAUGCAAUGCAGCAGCAACAGGAGCCGCCUGCAUCUGCGUACAUGCGUUCGAGCGACUUGGAUGUGUAA